Lolium rigidum is the source of this 2322-nucleotide messenger RNA. Its product is annotated as receptor-like serine/threonine-protein kinase SD1-8. NCBI's taxonomy places the organism in Eukaryota, Viridiplantae, Streptophyta, Magnoliopsida, Poales, Poaceae. Gene Ontology annotation, biological process: recognition of pollen; protein phosphorylation. The coding region runs from base 1 to 2322 and encodes 773 amino acids. Gene Ontology annotation, molecular function: ATP binding; protein serine/threonine kinase activity. The record is from RefSeq and is a predicted model, not a curated record. The transcript has 8 exons.
AUGUUGAAUAAAAGUGGUGAUAGAGGAUCGCCUUGGCGCCAAACGACGGCCAGCUCCUUCACCCUGGGCUUCUUCUCUCCCGGCGUGUCCACCAAGAGGUACCUCGGCAUAUGGUUCUCGGUGUCAAACGACACCGUUUACUGGGUAGCCAACCGCGACAAACCUCUCGUCGACAGGUCCGGCAUGUUGGUGUUCAACGACGCCGGCAGCCUCGUCCUGCUCGACGGCUCCCGCCGGCCGGUUUGGUCUUCUGAAAUGUCCGGUGGUGCUUCCGCCGUUGCAGCUCAGCUUCUGGAGUCGGGCAACCUUGUCGUGCGCAACGGCAGCAGCGACGCCUACCUGUGGCAAUCGUUCGACUCUCCGUCCGACACCUUGCUGCCGGGCAUGAAGUUGGGCAAGUACUCUUGGUCCAGAACCGUGUGGACACUGACAUCGUGGCGAUCGGCGGACGACCCAUCUCCGGGGGACUAUAGCCGGACCCUGGAGGGGGUCGGGAUGCCGGAGCUGGUGCUAUGGCAGGGCAACGCGAAGACGUACCGUACGGGCCCGUGGAACGGGCGGUGGUUCAACGGCGUCCCGGAGGCGACCACGUACUCAGACAUGUACCCGCUGCACGUGACCACCACCGCGACGGAGACAACCUACGGGUACACCGCCGUUCCCGGCGCACGGCUGACUCGCGUCGUGGUGAACCACACGGGCGUGGCGGAGCGGCUGGUGUGGGACUCGACCAACGGCGAGUGGACCUCCUUCUUCAAGAGGCCCAAGGGGGACUGCGACGACUACGCCAAGUGCGGCACGUUCGGCCUCUGCAACGACACCGCGGCGUCAUUCUGCGGCUGCGUCCCAGGGUUUAGCCCCGUGCUUCCGUCGGCCUGGCACUCCAAGGUGUACGCGGGCGGGUGCCGGCGAGACGCCGACCGGGACUGCGGCGGCGGCGGGACGACGACGGACCGCUUCAGGGUGAUCCCAGGGGUGAAGCUUCCCGACACACAGAAUGCGUCGGUGGAUACCGGUGUCACGCUGGAGGAGUGCAAGGCGAGGUGCUACGACAACUGCUCGUGCCUGGCCUACGCCGCCGCCUAUAUACAAGAAGGUGGCGAUGGUACCGGCUGUAUCAUCUGGGCGGAUACCAUCCUUGAUCUUCGUCUCGUUGACAGAGGGCAGAACCUCUACUUGAGGCUCUCAAAAUCAGAAUUUGAUGGCAGUAAAAGGUUUCCUGUUGUACUUGUCGUGGCACCCGUAGCUUUUGCUCUUACUGUUCUUCUGGUCGUCCUUUUGAUUUGGUGGAGAAUGAGACGCAGAAUCCUAGGUGCUAUUCCUCAAAAUCCAUCCAUUGCGGUUCAUUCAGUUAAUCUAGCAACUAUGAAGCAUGUCACUGAAAAUUUCUCCGAAAGUAAUAUUAUCGGUCAAGGUGGAUUCGGGGUGGUUUAUAAGGCGCAGCUGGCUGAAGGAAGAAUGAUCGCGGUCAAGAGGCUUAAACAAUCAGCUCUCACAAGGAAAGGAAAAAAAGAUUUCGCGAGAGAAGUGGAAGUGAUGGCCGGGCUCCGACAUGGGAGUCUUGUUCGUCUCCUUGCUUACUGCAACCAACGCAAGGAGCGGAUACUCGUCUACGAAUACAUGCAAAACAAGAGCCUGAACGUCUACAUAUUUGGAACAACUAGCCUCCGUGCUUCACUGAGCUGGGCAAGAAGACUGGAAGUAAUUCACGGAAUCGCACAUGGAGUAGCAUACCUUCAUGGAGGAUCUGGCGAGAGUGUAAUCCACAGGGAUCUCAAACCGGCAAACAUUCUUCUAGACGACGAAUGGAAGGCUAAGAUUGCAGACUUCGGCACUGCAAAGUUAUUUGCCAUUGAUGAAACAGGGCCUGAUCAAACAAUUGUAGUGUCACCGGGUUAUGCGGCUCCGGAGUAUGAACAGAAAGGAGAGAUGACACUGAAAUGUGAUGUCUAUAGCUUUGGAGUUAUUCUCUUGGAGACCCUGAGCGGGCAAAGGAACGGUGGAACUCAGAGGCUCAUUUUGCAUGUCUGGGGACUUUGGGAGCAAAACAAGGUCAUGGAACUUCUCGACAUAACAUUGCCCCUUCCUAAGUCUGAUCCUGAGCUCUUAUCCGAGCUGAAACGGUGCAUAGAGAUUGGGCUUCUAUGCGUCCAGGAAAUGCCCUGCGACAGGCCGACCAUGUCUGCAGUUGUUGCUAUGCUGACAAGCACAACUUCACACAUCGAUCGACCAAGAAGCCCGACAAUGGAUAUCACGGCCACGGCUUCGUCCCGGGAUGACGAGACUGACCUCUCGAUCCCUACAACGAUUGAUCUGACAUAA